Messenger RNA from Mercenaria mercenaria, 1206 nucleotides. RefSeq names its product guanylate-binding protein 6-like. The transcript is spliced from 5 exons. Bases 1 to 1206 code for a protein of 401 amino acids. Gene Ontology annotation, molecular function: GTPase activity; GTP binding. The record is from RefSeq and is a predicted model, not a curated record. NCBI's taxonomy places the organism in Eukaryota, Metazoa, Mollusca, Bivalvia, Venerida, Veneridae.
AUGUGUAUUCGUGAUUUUCAACUGAAGCCAGUGAAAGAAGGAAAGGUUCUCACUCCGGAUGAAUAUUUAGAGGACUGUCUUAAGAGAUCUACCAAGCAAACCAAACCCCAGGCAAGAUUCAACGAAAUAAAAGAAUCAAUCAAACGUUACUUUCCAAAGAGAAAAUGCUUUACAUUGUCAUUUCCUACAAAAGAAGACCUACACAAUAUAGAAUCACUAGGUGAAGGAUCUCUCCGUGCACAAUUCGUUAAAGAAGUUAAAGCUAUGAGAGAAUUCAUAUAUGAGAAGAAGCCAAAAUUUAUAUGCAAUGUUAGCAAGAAAGCUUUACACGGAACAGACUUAGUUGCACUCCUGACAAUGUAUGUUGAUGCAGUUCGGAAGGAAACACCAAUACAAUACAAGGCAGCUUAUACAUAUGCUUCAACUCAACGCAACGAACAUGUUUUAAAAAAGGCUAUCCAAGAGUUCAAAAAGGAAAUGGACAAAGGAAGAAGUCUAAAAAGCAAGAAAAAGUUAAUGGAAAUGUUCAUGGUUUGCCACAGCGAAGCUCAAGCAAGGAUCCUCGAUAGGUCGUUCGUGUAUGAGAUAAAGCAUUACCAGGAAAAAGCAACGGAAGAAAUGAAGGCCUAUGUUGAUGAGCUAAACGUCGUGAUUGGCGAGGCGUGCCAGAAAGUGGGUGCAGAGAAGUUGUCAAUGAUGUAUGGAGACAUGAUGAAACGAAAUCGCAGCAUAUAUAUAUUGAAACAUGGAUAUGAAGAAUAUGAAAAAGACAUGAAAGCACUUGAAAACGAAUUCUAUUCCCUGAUGAGUGAAUAUGACGGAGAUGAGACAUGUAUGUGUUUUUACAAGUUUAAAAGCAGCAAACAAGACGAACAUAUGAAGCUUUAUCGUGCGGCAACAGAGGAAAAGGACAAGGCGGAAUACCACAUUGUUGGUGCCGUGACAAAAACCGAAAUGAAUCUGCAGAAACUUAGACAGACGAGAGAUGCACAGAAAGCUGAUAUUGCACGCUAUAUGCAGAAACUCGAGACCGCCGGAGAAAAUACAGAAAAUGCAAUCGAGUAUGAAACAAUAAUUCAGGCUAUAGAGGGAAAGUAUAAAACGUUAGAAGCGAUAAAUGAAAAGAUUUUAACACAAACAGACGGGGAAGAUAUUGAGAGCGAGAUGCUAGAAACUGAAGACUACAUGCUUAAUCUUCAAAUAUAA